AGGAUCUAGGUCCUGAGCACUGGAAUCCCCAGAACAGCAUCUGGCUUCCCAGACCCAUGCUGGCCACCACUGAUGUGUCCUUCCGGCUGCUGGCUGCAGUGCUGUUCUGUUGUUGGGUGCCCUGUGGCAGGCUUGUGCAAUGCCACUCUGUCCCCUCCUCCUCCUGGCCCUAGGCCUGCGUCUGGCUGGAACACUCAACUCCAAUGAUCCCAAUGUCUGUACCUUCUGGGAAAGCUUCACCACGACCACUAAGGAGUCCCACCUUCGCCCCUUCAGCCUGCCCCCAGCCGAGUCCUGCGACAGGCCCUGGGAAGACCCCCACACCUGUGCUCAGCCUACGGUUGUCUACAGGACUGUGUACCGUCAGGUGGUGAAGAUGGACUCCCGCCCACGCCUGCAGUGCUGUGGGGGUUACUACGAGAGCAGUGGAGCCUGUGUCCCACUCUGUGCCCAGGAGUGUGUCCACGGUCGCUGUGUGGCUCCUAAUCGGUGCCAGUGUGCACCAGGCUGGCGGGGUGACGACUGUUCCAGUGAGUGUGCUCCUGGAAUGUGGGGACCACAGUGUGACAGGCUCUGCCACUGUGGCAACAGCAGUUCCUGUGAUCCCAGGAGUGGGGUGUGUUUUUGCCCCUCUGGCCUGCAGCCCCCCGACUGCCUUCAGCCCUGCCCCGACGGCCACUAUGGUCCUGCCUGCCAGUUUGAUUGCCAUUGCUAUGGGGCAUCCUGUGACCCCCGGGAUGGAGCCUGCUUCUGCCCCCCAGGGAGAACAGGACCCAGCUGUAAUGUGCCCUGUUCACAGGGCACUGAUGGCUUCCUCUGCCCCAGAACUUACCCUUGCCAAAAUGGAGGUGUUCCUCAGGGCUCUCAAGGCUCCUGCAGCUGCCCACCGGGCUGGAUGGGUGUCAUCUGUUCCCUGCCAUGCCCAGAGGGUUUCCACGGACCCAACUGUACUCAGGAAUGUCGUUGCCACAAUGGUGGCCUUUGUGACAGGUUUACUGGGCAGUGCCACUGUGCUCCUGGCUAUAUCGGGGAUCGGUGCCGUGAAGAGUGCCCUGUGGGCCGCUUCGGUCAAGACUGUGCUGAGACCUGUGACUGUGCUCCUGGCGCUCGUUGCUUUCCUGCCAAUGGUGCGUGUCUGUGCGAACAUGGCUUCACAGGCGACCGCUGCACUGAGCGACUCUGUCCAGAUGGCCGCUAUGGUCUGAGCUGCCAAGAUCCCUGCACCUGCGACCCAGAACACAGUCUCAGCUGCCACCCAAUGCACGGCGAGUGCUCCUGCCAGCCAGGUUGGGCGGGCCUCCACUGCAACGAGAGCUGCCCUCAGGACACGCACGGACCCGGCUGCCAGGAGCACUGCCUCUGUCUGCACGGCGGUGUUUGCCUAGCCGACAGCGGCCUCUGCCGGUGCGCACCCGGCUACACGGGACCUCACUGCGCUAACCUUUGUCCACCUAACACUUAUGGGAUCAACUGUUCCUCCCGCUGCUCCUGUGAAAAUGCCAUUGCCUGCUCUCCCGUCGACGGCACGUGCAUCUGCAAGGAAGGUUGGCAGCGUGGUAACUGCUCUGUGCCCUGUCCCCCUGGCACCUGGGGCUUCAGUUGCAAUGCCAGUUGCCAGUGUGCCCACGAGGGAGUCUGCAGCCCCCAAACUGGAGCCUGUACUUGCACCCCUGGGUGGCGUGGGGUUCACUGCCAACUUCCGUGCCCGAAGGGACAGUUUGGUGAAGGUUGUGCCAGUGUCUGUGACUGUGACCACUCCGAUGGCUGUGACCCUGUUCAUGGACACUGCCGAUGUCAGGCUGGCUGGAUGGGCACACGUUGCCACCUGCCUUGCCCAGAGGGCUUUUGGGGAGCCAACUGCAGCAAUGCCUGUACCUGCAAGAAUGGUGGCACUUGUGUCCCUGAGAACGGCAACUGUGUGUGCGCACCAGGGUUCCGAGGCCCCUCCUGCCAGAGGCCCUGCCCGCCCGGUCGCUAUGGCAAACGCUGCGUGCCCUGCAAGUGCAACAACCAUUCUUCCUGCCACCCAUCGGAUGGGACCUGCUCCUGCCUGGCAGGCUGGACAGGCCCUGACUGCUCUGAAUCAUGUCCCCGAGGCCACUGGGGACUCAAAUGCUCCCAACCCUGCCAGUGUCAUCAUGGUGGAACCUGCCAUCCCCAGGAUGGGAGCUGUGUCUGCACCCCAGGCUGGACUGGACCCAACUGCUCGGAAGGCUGCCCAUCAAGAAUGUUUGGUGUCAACUGCUCCCAGCUAUGUCAGUGUGAUCCUGGAGAGAUGUGCCACUCAGAGACUGGGGCUUGCGUCUGUCCCCCAGGACACAGUGGUGUGCACUGCAAAGUGGGCAGCCAGGAGUCCUUCACCAUAAUGCCCACCUAUCCUGUGAUCCAUAACUCACUGGGUGCCGUGAUUGGCAUUGCAGUGCUGGGGACCCUUGUGGUGGCCCUGGUAGCACUGUUCAUUGGCUACCGACACUGGCAAAAGGGCAAGGAACAUGAGCACUUGGCAGUGGCUUACAGCACUGGGCGACUGGAUGGCUCCGAUUACGUCAUGCCAGAUGUCUCUCCGAGCUACAGUCACUACUAUUCCAACCCUAGCUACCACACACUGUCUCAGUGUUCUCCUAACCCUCCACCCCCUAACAAGACUCCAGGCAGUCAGCUGUUUGUCAGCUCCCAGGCAUCUGAGCGGCCAAACAGAGCCCAUGGGCGAGAUAACCACGCCACACUGCCCGCUGACUGGAAGCACCGACGGGAGUCCCAUGACAGAGGCACCAGCCACCUGGACCGAAGGUAUAGCUGUAGCUAUGGCCACAGGAAUGGCCCGGGGCCAUUCUGUCAUAAAGGUCCCAUCUCUGAAGAAGGACUAGGGGCAAGCGUUAUGUCCCUGAGCAGUGAGAACCCCUAUGCGACCAUCCGAGACCUGCCCGGCCUGCCUGGGGAACCCCGAGAAAGCAGCUAUGUGGAGAUGAAAGGCCCUCCAUCAGUGUCUCCCCCCAGGCAGCCUCUUCAUCUCCGGGACAGGCAGCAGCAGCAACUGCAGUCUCAGAGAGACAGCGGCACCUAUGAGCAGCCCACUCCCUUGAGCCAUAAUGAAGAGUCUGUGGGUUCCAUGCCCCCUCUUCCUCCGGGCCUGCCACCCGGCCACUAUGACUCGCCCAAAAACAGCCACAUCCCUGGACACUAUGACUUGCCUCCAGUACGGCAUCCUCCAUCACCUCCAUCCCGGCGCCAGGACCGCUGAGGAGCCAGCAUGGUGUGGGAGAGUGCCUGUGAACCCUGCCAGGAGCAGGGCCUGGACCAGCAGGCCAUGAACACACAUACUUGGUGAAAUGAACGGAGACUGAGGAUGGCUCUGCUUCCACCGAGGGAGACACUAGUUGGCAAAGUGUCUAACCUCCCUUUUCCAGCCCAUUGCUCAAGUCCCCCAGGCUGUGGACAUGAGCUGGUGGGCAGAAUGUUGUUGUUGAAGUCUGAUUUUAGAUCGAUUUUUUAAAAAUAUGUGUUGGGUACCUUU
This is a messenger RNA of Rattus rattus (black rat), 3514 nucleotides long. It is a transcript of the gene Pear1, whose product is annotated as platelet endothelial aggregation receptor 1. NCBI's taxonomy places the organism in Eukaryota, Metazoa, Chordata, Mammalia, Rodentia, Muridae. The record is from RefSeq and is a predicted model, not a curated record. Gene Ontology annotation, cellular component: membrane. Gene Ontology annotation, molecular function: protein binding. The coding region runs from base 140 to 3241 and encodes 1033 amino acids. The transcript has 23 exons.